AUGCCGAAACCCAAGUCCUUCCUCAAGGAUACGAAAUCGAAGAAGUCCGCGCAACAGCAGGCUCCUCGAACGGCAGACGAUUUUCUAGCCGUCGGAGUCGAGCAGGAAGAAGCGGGCGAGAAAUGGCGCGCCGGCGACGCGGCAAAAUCUCUGCGGUUCUUUAUGCGUGCUAUUGCUACAUACGAUGAAGGGUUGCAGAGGCAUCUUAACGCGUUUGAUUUGGCGUAUAACAAGGCGAGAGUUCAAUACGAGAUCACGCAACAUCCGAGACUAGCUGCACAACUGACGACUUCGCUGGCGGAGGUUCUGAGCGUAGCCUUGCAUUCACACCGAGUGGCUCUGCAAUUGGAGCAGGAUAAUGCAGACGCGCUCUUCAAUACAGCCCAGGUUUUAACGAGUCUUGCAGAGGUAGUUACCGAUACGAAGCGUCCGGUGGAGGAACAACUCAACCAAGGGGCCAAGUUUCUGCAGGAAGCGAUAGAGCUCUUCCAGCGGUGCCUUGUACUCCAGGAAUUGAAGUAUACUGAGAUGCAGGAGCAGAUUAGGCAGAUGGAGACCGGGGAGGCACAGCAGCCUCAGCAGGCGCAAGAUGUGCUACAAAGCCCUGAUACUGGCGAACCGAAAGACUCGGAACAAGAGCAAUGGGCUGCUGUUGUUGAGCCUGUAACCAAGGACACGCUUGUGGACACGGCCAUAGCACAGUUAGACGCGCUUGCAACACUUUGCAACCUCCUGACGUAUGAUCCUGGCGUUGGGCUCAAUUGGGUUGAAGAGUAUUCUACCGAUCUGCUCCAAGAAAAGAUUUCCGCAUACGUGGAGGGCUCGACCCGGCACUAUGAGGCGGAAUUGGCUCGGGCAAGAUUCAAUGCUGCUUUGAACGAGGUCCUCUACCGAAGCGGACGAACAGAUGUCGAGACAUAUGCCGCUGUGGUGAAUCCCUUCGCGCCGAAUUUGGAUAUCUCAGCAGAUCCAGGAGCCCAAUGCGCUAAAGCUGAUGCGCUUGUAUCAUUCAACACAGCCACCGCAGAACAGCCUCCUUAUCACGAUCCAGAAGCCUUCAAAAAGUCCCUUGGCCUCAGAUGGCAGGCAUUAUCCGCUGCCGUAGAUGCGUUGACCAAAGCGUCCAAACUUCCGGAUGCCGAAAAUCUGCCCAAGAUCCAUCUCGCAAGAGGUGACACUGAAAUGAGCAGAUGGAGGCUUGGUUUCCCGCCCUGGGAGCAUGGGAUGGCCCAACAGUAUGGACCAACCCUGCUUCGAAAUGCUCAAACGUACUAUCGAGGCGCCGCGGCAUUGGCUCGUAGAGAGGGGUCUGGUGACGAAGAGCGCGACGGAACAUGCAAAGAAGCAAUCGCAGCCGCUAUCGAGGGCCAAACGGAGAAACUGGCUCAACUCAAGGGUACGGCACCCAAAGAGCUGCUAGUCGUUGCUGAGGACAUGGUGGAGGAAGGUUGGGUCAACGGGUCUGACAUGGAGGCCCUUUUGUCGUAG
Messenger RNA from Aspergillus puulaauensis, 1488 nucleotides. RefSeq lists its product as uncharacterized. The transcript is spliced from 4 exons. NCBI's taxonomy places the organism in Eukaryota, Fungi, Ascomycota, Eurotiomycetes, Eurotiales, Aspergillaceae. Gene Ontology annotation, molecular function: protein binding. The coding region runs from base 1 to 1488 and encodes 495 amino acids. The record is from RefSeq and is a predicted model, not a curated record.